Spodoptera littoralis (African cotton leafworm) is the source of this 18321-nucleotide messenger RNA. The record is from the annotation of a GenBank genome assembly. Lineage: Eukaryota; Metazoa; Arthropoda; Insecta; Lepidoptera; Noctuidae.
UUUCAUAACAAAUCUAAUAACAAAAGCAGGUUCUAUAUUUUACACAAAAAGUUUUUGAUUAAAAAGUAUUAUUUUUACCUUUUAUAACUUAAAAGUCUCUGCCAUUCUUUAAAUAUAAAUAAUACCUUUAAUUUUUCCACUUUUGGUUCAACGUUUGAACGGUUCUAUUGGAAGAAUGAAAUGACACAGCUGAUUCUCGAAAAAUGGAACGUGUUGGAUUUGACAGUUUUCUUCGGGCCGAUUGAUUUGUCGAUUCUUGUUUCGAUGUAUUAUUAUAAUAUUUUUUACUCGAUAUUCUAGAAUGAAAAUAUAAUAACGAUCGAUUAAUUUGUAAAGACUUAUUGUUAAAGUUUUUACAAAAACUUAAAAUGGGUGUGUGAAUUUAUCAAAGGCACCGGUUGCGAAAAUGUCUGUCCCUGAAGAUCAGGACGAUUUCAUAUUUCGUCCACAGCAGCAUUUAGAUGCAAAAUGGCUAAAUCCUGAUUUACAAGAAGCGCUUCAUGAUCCCGAUGGCUUGUGCACUCUGUUCAAUAGUCUUUUACAAGACAGAGAAAUUUAUUUCGAGGCCGGAAACGGGCUCGUAAAUAGUGCUGGUGCUACUUCUAAACUUGGUGACAGUGGAAAAUAUUACUGUGGUUUGAGGAUUCUAACUUGCACCUGUUGUGAUGGUCUCUGUGGCCCACACUCUGGUUGUGCCUGCCCACCAUGCACCACUCUGUCAGCUGAGGAGGAGCUCAGAAUCUCAAUACGGUCCAAGCAAGUGGCACCACCUCCAUCCCAUCAGAUAGUUGAUGACCUAAAAUGGAAACAAGACCCAGGUCCAGAAUGCCUGCAAAGUUUAAUGGAGGCUUUGGUCUGGGAACAGCGAGUGAGAGCAAUCAACACGGCUGUUAGUUGUCCAUUCAUAUCUCAGAUCCGUCGACUCAUUGUGUUGUGCAAUAGACAUCUUGUAGCUGUUAUUAGAGAUCAAAGUCAGAACAAAGAGGUGAAAAGAGUAAAAAUAGAAAGGAAGCCUCCUCAUACAGUCAGUAACAGAGCAUUGAGCAGUGUGGUUGGCACUCUGAACAAACCUGGAGAGGGAACUGACACCCAGGAUGACACUGAGGAGCAGACAGAUGACUCAGAGAGUGCUAUUGGUCUCGCUCGAGUUGGUGCCCGCGCAGCUCUUCGCUUGGCAUUAUCCCUCGUCCGUCGCGCAUGGCGUUGUGGUGAAGACGCAGAUGUGUGCUCAGCCUUACUCCGGGACGCUCUCGAAGCAGUUCGAGCGCUGCCCGAUGCGGGAUUGUUCGCUGGUACGGGGCCUACAACUACCCCAAGGUCACAGAAAAUAUGGGCCGAAGUUGUUGAUAGUGCUGCCAAAUUCCUGCAUCAAGUUGUUGUUGGUGAAGUCGGAUGUAAUGUACCACAAGGCGACUGGCGAACCUCUCUCUGUGUGUGGGUAGAACUGUGUGCGCGGAGAGCUGAACUGCCCGCUCUGUUGAAGGCGGCUGAUGUUCUAGUCACUUUACCUCCAAAACAGAAGCGACACCCUGACAAUAGGAUUGUUCUAGAAGAAUGUACAGCACCAUUAGGACCAUUUCUAAGACGAAUGGCAAAAGUAACAGCUCCAACUCCAAUUAUCAGCAAUGAACCAACUACUGAACCCAAUAUUACGGAAAUGUACCUAAAGGAGCUAAAUAUUCCUAGCGGUGAUGGCUUGAUGGGGGUGAGGAAGGCUGGUAUUGCCUUACUAUGUCAUCUAGAUAGGCUUGGAGCUCCUCUCCUUCCGCCUCAAAAGGGAUUUGUUACUUGCACAGAAUCGGCUCAAGAAGUAGUAUCAGUUGGUUCAGGCUCUGUAUAUCUGGGUACACUACGAAUCCAACAAAUAUCGUGUGCUGAGAAACUGGCUUUGCUACUGACGCAAGAUGGUGCUGUGUAUUCAUUGCCCUACGAUACUAUGACACCGCAGUUAGUUCCAGGCCUAGAAAGUAAGACAAUAACGCAAGUCUCCUGCCACCCCGCCGGCCGCCAUUACUUGUGUCGUUCAUCGUGCGGCGGCGCGUGGUCGUGGGGCGCCGGCGACGACGGCCGCCUCGGCCACGGGGACACCGCGCCCAGGGACGCGCCCACGCAUCUACAUCAUCUCGCUCAUCAUGAGAUCGUUAGAGUCGCUGCUGGCGCUGCUUGCAGUGCUGUAAUAACAUCUCGAGGCGCAUUAUACACUUGGGGUCGAUGUGCACAAGGCCGCCUCGGUCACGGCACCAUCGAGAACUGCCUCACUCCGCAACCUGUCUCCUUCAGUGCACAUAAUUGUGGACGGGUUAUUGAUAUCGCUUUUGGUUGGGGUGAAGGUCACACGUUGUGCAGUACAUGGGAUGGUACGGUGCAAGUGUUCGGAGACUCGGAGGGCGGAGUCCCUCACGCUCUGAUGGCGCUGUCCGUGCUGGUCGUCCCGCACGUCUAUACUGGGGAACAUUGGCAUGCUGCGCUUACUGAUGAAGGUCGAGUAUACACUUGGGGUAAAGGAGAUGACUUUCGUUUGGGGCACGGCAAUGUUGAGAGCGUGAAGACUCCAAAACUAGUGGAAGCGUUACAAGGUAUAAAAGUAGUAGAUCUUUCACUGGGAUCGACACAUGGCGUCGCUCUGACAGCAGAGGGCGCAUUGUACGCUUGGGGCACGAACGAACGUGCACAAAUAACGAGACCUGUACCACAACUGUUGCAAGUACUCAACCCGUCCCUUAAGGCUAAUGGUGUCACCAGUGGACUAUCACAGAUUAUAGUUUGGAGCGAAGAAAGUCCAAGAGAUUUACCAUCUUCCAUGCCAUUCGUUAUAGAUUUAUCUGAUAGCACUUUCAAACUUCUGGAAAGACUAUUGAGGAUAGUUGUAGAACAAAGCAGCUCAGCAACUAUAAAGGAGGUCGAAUGUAUGGCCAUAUCGUGUCUGAAUCUCCUGCGGUUGCAAGUGCAAGCGUGGCAAUGUACACGUGGCUCUGAACUGGAGGACAUAGAAGGCGAAGCUCGUUCCUGGUGUAAUGGCGUGCAUAGCGCGCUAGUAGCGUUGGUAGAAGGUCGCGCGGGAGCGGGCGCCGCGGCCGCAGCGAGGCGGGCACUGGCGGCCGCCUGGCCACUACUACUGCCUACUCCACAAGUUAGGGCACAUCAUCUUAUCACGUUAUUGCCUCAAGGUUCGGUACCAGCCAGCGCAGGCGCACGUUUCAUGACAGAGCUACUGGUGUGGUCGUUGCUCGGCGGCGGCGGGUUGCGGGACGCGUUACGUAACGCGUUGCAGGACCAGUCGCCAGACGCGUACAAUCACUUACAACUUGAUUCGGAUUAUGAUCAAGUUGACAUAGUGACUGGACAACGAGGCCCGCCCCCUAAAACGUCCGACAGUGAUACAACAAUAACCGCAGGCUGUGCUGAAGAAUACCAGAUGAAUAAUGCAGUAGCGACUGAUAAAGGAGCGUCAGUACCAUUAAUGCAUUUAGUAAAACACUUGAUCCGCAACACGUCCUGUCAGACGCAAAUGCAUAUAAAUGCAAUAAUGCACGGUGAUACCAGUAAAGCGGACGACCCUAAAGGACAUGAUACUGUCAGUCCUAGCUGUGACCUGCUUAUACGAUUUCAAAGGCUAUUAUUCUGCGAAGCUAUGUGGUCACGUGGAGGUCGUAGUACCCGCGGCAGCGCACGCGCACUCAUCACGCAGUACAUAGAGCUACUGGCGGAACACGUACAGUCCACGCUCCGGUACUUUAGCAGAGCAGUGCAUAGAGCUGAUAAUACCCAACUCGGGGCGCUCUGUGAACUUAUUACUGCUGAUAUUGUUGGUCGCGUGGUCAGUGAGUUGGGAGCCUGGAUAUGCGCAUGCGCAGCUCGUUCUCCGUGUGCUCUGGCGGACUCGGCUAAUUCGCUAGUGAAGAUAGCGCGCGCUUGUGAUGAUGCCGCUAAGGCUCUACCAUCUGCUGCCAAACUAGAUGCUGACCUUCUUGGGUGGCCAGGACUGGUGUCCAAGAAACAGCAGUUGAAGAACAAGAUAAUUCGCAAAUGUGACCUCCAAAACCACACCAGAGAAGGUGGCUCAUGGGUAGUAAUAGCGGGUCACGUGUUCGACGUAGAAAACUUCGAGUGUGACAAUGCUAGUACAGUGGAGAUGAUUCGCAAGCUGCGAGGUUCAGACGCGACGGCGGCCAUGAGCGUCGACCCCCACGCCGCGUACAUUUCGCGGGUCACUGAGAAAUAUGUCGGGUUGUACUCCGAUCAGAUUUAUGCGCAUAAGUGUCAGGAAAGUACAUCAAGUCUGAAGUGCCACCAUAUUCUGUCGACGUGUGCGUUCAACGUGUCAGUAGGGCUGACACAGUGCGGGGCGCGCCUCGCUCGGUCGCUGCCAGUACAACAAGCUGAGCGGGACGCUGCGCCCUAUGCCGCCGCUGUAUUCCUAAGAGGGGGGCUACAGGUACCUCAACUAACAAAUCCAUUCGACGAGGAAAAGGCAGAAGCCCGCAGUGGUUCGUCCACAGGCGGUAACAGUCCGGCCGGCGACGCUCCAAUACCGACGCGGACGUCACGCCCCCCUCGUCCCCCACCUCGCGUCAAUGUCGCCCAAUCGCCUGCUAGGGCUGAAGCAUUAUUGUUCGCAUUGGCUGAGCCUAAAUUGCAUGAUCCUCUAGCUCUACACUUAUGGUGGGCGUGUGAAAGACGCGAGGGUUGUGCUCCCCACUUUCCACCGGAACAUCCGUUGGAAGAACUUCGUCGGGCGCUGCUAGCAGUUUUAUUGUACCAUGCGGGGUUAAAGGAACAUGCGUUAGCCACUGCUAUGGCAGAAAUGGAGAAGGGUGAAGUAAAGCUGUCGCCUGCAAUGUCUGAAAUAGUGAAAGCUGUUCAGCAAAGCAAAUGGACUCUGAUGAGGACCAGGCAGCAACUUUCUAGAGGGUAUAAAGAGGUUUGUGCAGCACCUCUAGAAAGAGCACGGUUCCUUCUCCACGAAGUCCGAGCAGCAAUGUCUCCCGCAGUAUCAGCAUUAUAUACCCGACCUCCUUCACAUAGGCCGCCUACUGCUAAGAAAAUAUUCCAAAAAGUUAUGCGAGCAUCUAAGACUCCCGGGUUUAACAAAUGCUUUGAAACGACAAAAGAUCUGAGAAACAGACAAAAUAGUCUUAGUAAGAGCAUGUUCAAAGCUACCAGUAGUCUUCUCCAAGGCGAUGCACUCCUCAUAAAGUCAUCCGUCGCUCAAGCUUCGAAAACUCCUGAAGACGCUCCUUGCAUUAUAGUCGAACCGUCGAAAGUGCACAACGAACCUCCCAUCGCUCCUACAAAAGACACUUUAUUAAGACCUAAAGUGACCCUUAAAGUAAAAGAUAAACCGUUAGAAAAAGAUUUGAAAAACGCGUCAAAUAAUGAUGAUAUGAAGAACGAUGGUCGAGGAGACCGUGAUAAGGACAGAGGCGACAAAGACGACGGUCUCGAUAAAGAACACGAUGAUAAAACCCCUACGAAUGAGAUAUCGAUUAGCUCGAUAAACGAUAUGACCGAUAACUCGAUUUUUAAAGAAUCGAUGGAAAGCGAGAAGCAAGUUAUGAUACUAGCUGAUGAUCUGAAGACUGAAUUGAUUAUGGCUGACGAAGAAAAGGAUGAUGAUAAUUCUGAGAGGAAUAAGUUUGUUAAUGCGUGGGUUUCGAGACUUGCGUGUGAUGAGAAAGAUCUGUAUUGGCUGUUGGAGGAAGUUACUCAAGAGCAGCAAGCUUUGACAGUCGCCAUCAUUGACUUCGUCAUGACUGAAGAUCCCUGUGAUAUAGACAUACUUAGGAGAGCUUUGUAUUGUCAGGUACAAAGAGCGGAAAUGAGAAAGAAUGGUUAUAGUAUGAUCAAUAGUAUGCUGAACUCGUCACAAACUAUGUCUGAUAGCAUUAAGUACGCAGCUCUGACGGGUAUAUUAGGAGCCAACAUAGCGGAAUCCGUACCAUACGUAGCUUUAAAGCCUAGCAUACCAUUGACACACCCUCUAUCAGGAAUUGAAUCUGUGAUACCCUACUCAAAGUACAUGGUGUUGCUAGAAAGGUCUAAAUUAAUGGAUUUUAUACUGAUCGAGUUGAAAGCGAGGGUUUUAGAAGGAGAACAGACGCAGGCGCUGCCGUUAAAAAUGAGCGCUAAUUACGGUGCGCACGCGUUGCUGAAUCGACCAUCUAGGGCUAGGUUCCUAAUAACUCUACUAUCACUCCUCAUAGAAGGGUGCCAAGGUCCUGAACUAGAACAGUUAAUCAACGGUGGAGCGCUAAGUUCAUGUCUAACUUUACUAAAACAAAUUGGAGGUGACACGUCACAGCUGACGUCACUCAUUUGUAAUGGACUGAAGGCGAAAUCGGAUUGCCUGGUAAUAUUCGAGGACGAGCGACUAGGCGCCCGCGCACGUGGUGCGUCACUGUCCGGGCCUGAACUAGCUUCUUUGAUGAAAAUCGGUACUCGAGUGGUGCGCGGCAAAGAUUGGAAGUGGGGUGAUCAGGAUGGCGUACCUGGUGGCGAAGGUAGAGUUAUAGGAGAGUUAGGUGAGGACGGAUGGGUACGAGUAGCAUGGGAUGCUGGUGGUACGAACUCCUAUCGAAUGGGCAAAGAGGGGAAAUAUGACCUCAAACUAGCUCGUUCACCAUCACCCCCGCCAUCUGUAGACGAAACUGUGCAUGGGCAUGCAAUAACAGAUAACAAUGUAGAAUGGUGGCCAGUAAGCGAGGUUCGUGCAGCUUGCACUGGAGCAAUCAGAGCUCUAUGCGCCGGUGCAGGCGGUGCACUCGCUUGUGUUGGUACAGUCGCUAGAAGAAACGUCGCUGCGUUACAAAGGAGAUUAUUGACUUUGGCCCAUGCACACUCUACACCUCCGCCCACAGCGUUUACUACGCAUUAUCAUACUGCGUUAGCUUUGUUGCGAGCAAGUGCACAAAGUCUAGAAAUGCGCAUAUCUUUGUGCACGGACUCGUGGUUCGAACUCUGCUACAGUAUUAUUUCAGCUGCAGACAAGCCGAUCACACAAGAUCUCAUUUAUUUACAAAUCCAAUCGCUAUGGCUUCUUCGCCGCGUACUAAUAGAGCACACGGGUCCGCCGGAGUGGCGUCGUACAGUCGGUGCUCAAUUGUUGGCUCUGAUUGGACGACUGUGGUUGGAGACCCACUCGUGGGAUCCUGCCUUUAAACCCAACUACCAAGCAAUUACUAAUAACACAGAUGAAGAGGAAGUCGACAACAGAUGGCGCGCUCCAGCGACUGCGAGUUACACCGGAGCUACGUGCGCAGCGCUCGUACAGUUAGUGAGACAACUACACUCGGCGGCGCAGUGGCACAAUCCUAUAACUAGCUUACUGCUUGAUAAGAUGCAGUUAGCUGCUCAGACGGUUACCGCCGACUGGCAUUGGUGGCCACACACUAGUCAAGAUUUAACACAAACUAUGAAACCUGCACCUCCUAGUCUUGAGAGCUGUCUCAUUGCUGGUGCAUUGGGCGUUGUUGGUGGCGUGGAAUGGCGGAUAAGAUUAGGACAACGAGUAACUGCGGGGUCUCCGCCUCGAAGUGCUAUUGUAACGCAAUUGUCGCCUAGAGCGAAGAUAACUCUAACACAUGAAGAUAAAACUGUUACAAAGACUGAACUGAGUGGCAUUCAGAGUGCGGAGGGCGAUCGUCUCUCUUUACCACUAGGUGGAGGAGAGAGUGCACUACGUGUUUGUGCUGCGUUGUUAGGAGCCGGACCUCAAGCGUCGCCUAUGCAUCCACAUCACUUACCCGCUGAAAUCGACGUCUACGGUCUACGAAAGCAACAGAUGGAACUGCUCACACUAUGCGCUGUACGUGGACUUCUCACCACGAGGACUAGACUACGGAAGGUUCUGAUGCAGCCACCAGAUCAUGCGGCGGGUAACAUAGACAGAGGAAUAGUACUAGGUACAGAAGGCACUCUACUGAGAAGGCUACUGGCGCUUGCAACUCGUCCGAGUCCAAUGGCCGCGUCCCACUCGUCGCGAGAACUUGAAUCUGCAGCACUCACUAUAGUACAACAGUUGGCGGCUCAUGUAAAUGGAGACGAUAAGGAUCAUGACACCCCGCCUGAAAUGCCGAUCAUAGAUAAAAGCAAUGUUAUGCAAAUAUCAAUGGGACCUUCCACUAGUACAGCCUCAUUGUCACGAAAAGAUCUCAACACAUGGGCGAACUCAUCACAAGUGCAACAAGUCAUAGAAAUGGGGUUUUCUAGACACGCUGUAUAUGCCGCUAUUCAAGCCUUAGGUGGUACUAGUCUCCCCUCAGUAGAAUCUCUAGUCGUAUAUCUAUUAGAACUACCUCAACAUGGCAUGGACGACUCAGUAUUUGAGAUGCGACCUCUUAACAAACCGGAGAAGAAACAGACGCCGUAUAGAUGGCGCAGUUGUUUUGCAUCUGAAGAAGAGUACGCGCAAUACUUGUCUGAUGUCAUAACUCCUGGGAUGACUGUACGCUGCUGUAAAGCUGUUGAGCCGGUUGCUUUAGGAGAUGUCGGACAAGUGCAAAAAGUUGAACGCGAUAUUAAACAAAACGUCUUCUUACACGUGGAAUGGCGUGGUCUUGGCCGUGUGUUCGGCGUGCGCGCAUUGCACGCGGAGGUAGUGUCGGGCACGCCCCCCUUCGCCGUGGGGGAUAGGGUGCGCGUGCGCGCCGCCGUCACUCAGCCGCGGUACAAGUGGGGGUGCAUCGACCAUACCAGUGUGGGGACUGUUACUUCUAUUUCGAGCAACGGACGAGACCUAACCGUAGAUUUUCCUCAACAACCUGGCUGGACAGGACAAGUUAGUGAAAUGGAACUUGUGACUGAUCAAUCGGAGUGGGGAGAGAGUGCGGGUGGUACGGCAGUAGGGUGGCGCGGCGCGGUGCGGGCGGUGCGCGUGUCCUCGUGUCGGCCCGGCGCGGGCGCACGGCGACUGCUUGAUUCACAACCUCAUACUUAUUGGCAGAGUUCCAGUGGGAAUGGUCAGCACUGGAUCCGCGUAGAGAUGCGUAACGGCGUGCGCGUACGCCGCCUCGGUCUGGGCGUAGGCGGCGGCGCGUACGGUCCGGCCGCGCUAGCAGUGCGCGCGGGCGCUACGUUCGAUGAUGCUGCGCUUGCGCCGCUAGCUGCAGUGCCUUGUACGCCUUCUGCACCUACAAGGGAUAGACCACCUGCGCAUUUAGCUCAAAUACAGUUGCUGGCAGAUUGUAAACAGUAUUACGCUUGCAUUGAAAUCGGUAUAAAACAAAAUCGAAAUGUGAACGCUGAUUGUCGUGUCCAUGGUUUAUACAUAACGGGUUUUAGACCAAAUCCUCUGUACACAGAAGUGUUACAGAGUAUGAACUUUGUAGCUGAAGAUUGGAUGGAAAAAGACAAUCAGACGAGUUCUGUGUCAGCUGAUAACAAUCCUCCUGUGUUGCCAAGUGAUUGUCCUAAAGUAUAUGUUUGGGGUUUAAAUGACAAAGACCAACUAGGUGGCGUGAAAGGAUCUAAAGUUAAAAUUCCCGUGUUCUCGCCAAGUCUCAGCGCUUACCGACCUGUUCAUAUCGCUGGUGGAUCGAAGACACUCUUCAUUGUAUCACAUGAUGGAAAGCUAUUCGCCUGUGGUGAAGGUACAAACGGUAGACUGGGUCUAGGCCACAGUAACAACGUGUCGAGUCCGCGCGCGAACCCGUACCUCUCGCACGUACUCGUACGCCGCGUCGCUGUACAUUCAGGGGGGAAACAUGCGCUCGCACUCACUGCUGAUGGCAAGGUCUACUCCUGGGGUGAAGGCGAAGACGGCAAACUAGGUCAUGGUAACCGAAUCACCCUAGAAGUUCCUCGCCUUAUAGAGACGUUAUCAGGAGAAAGGGUCGUGGGCAUAGCUUGUGGGUCGGCUCAUAGUGCGUGUGUUACCGCUAGGGGACACUUAUAUACGUGGGGGAUGGGGGAGUACGGCAGGCUUGGACAUGGAGAUGAUAUGACGCAACUUUAUCCAAAGAUGGUGGAAGCAUUAGCCAACUUUAGAGUAGUACAAGUAGCGUGUGGAUCUCGUGAUGCGCAAACAUUGGCUCUGACUGCCUGUGGCAAAGUAUUCUCUUGGGGAGACGGCGAUUUCGGCAAAUUGGGUCGAGGCGGCUCUGAUGGUUGCGCAGUGCCAAUGAACAUUGAACGACUGAACACUCUUGGUGUUAUACAAGUAGAAUGCGGCGCUCAAUUCAGCUUAGCUUUGACUAGAGAUGGAGAGGUAUGGACAUGGGGUAAAGGCGACUACUUCCGUCUAGGCCACGGAUGUGACGCACACGUCCGUCGCCCGACUCUAGUAGAAGCGUUGCGCGGGCGCAGAGUUAUACAUGUCGCUGUUGGAGCAUUGCAUUGUCUCGCUGUUACUAGUGAACAUCAGGUCUGGGCAUGGGGUGACAACGACCAUGGUCAACAAGGAAACGGUACAACUUGCGUUAACCGUCGCCCGGCUCUCGUCGCCGGCGUGGAAGGAGUACAGAGGGCCGCCGCCGGUUCCUCUCACUCAGCCGCCUGGUCAUUAAGACCCUCUGCAUUACAAAAUGAUACUCAUGCUGCCCAUGUAUCUCCAGUGCCAUUCCCGACUUUAAAGGAUCCUUUGGGAGCACAAAGUUUAGGAUUAUAUUCAGAAGAAACAGUUGUAGAGGAGCCUCAAGGUCCACGAGCGUCGUUAGCUGCUGCAGCCUUGGCAUUAGAGCCGCCUGUAGCCGUACAACAUGCACUGUCUUUGAUUCUACUUGCUUUGCAUAUUACACAGGCGCGCAGUUUACUCGUAGAAGCGCUGCGUGCUCACGAAGCUUGUUCUACGGUGGCUCCCGUAGUAGCCACGAUAGAUACUGAGGAUGAAGACGGUGAAGGUGAUGCCCGAACUGGGGGUGGCGAAGCACCCGCUGAUAGAGCUACGUUACCUAGCGGAGCCAGCAGCCCACUGAGUGGUUCGAUAUCGUCUCGUCAUUCGGCUGUGAUGUCGUCCAGUGCAGUUUCUGUAGCCGCCGCCACAAUGACUGUGCAACAAGCUGAGGCUCCUAAGUUGGUGUUAGACGAAUUCACAUCACAACUUGGAGAAUCUGAUGCGAGGGCUCUGGUUGAUUUACUGAAGUUAGCAGCGGCCGGCAGGAUACCGGACUCUAAUAAUGCCGUGAAGAUCAUUACUGAUGUUCUUAUGGCUCUAUGCGCCAGUAAGCCUGCGGUGGCAGACAUGGUGGUGGAGGUGUGUGUGUGCGAGCUGGAGGAGGCGGCUGCAGGAGGGGGGAGGGCACCCCCUCAACCCAUCACUGUCGACAGUCCGCAUCCCUAUAUUGACGAUACUGAUAUAUCAGGUGUAGUCAAAAUACCCGGUGCCGUAUCUCUUCGCGUAGUCUUCGAACAAGGAUGUUCUACGGAGCGGCGUAAUGAUCCCCUCACUAUAUCGGAUAGUACCGGUCGAGUACUAGCCACUCGAUCGGGGCGAGAACCAACCGAUUGGGCGCAGGAAAUCAUCGUUAAUGGUGAUGAGCUGCGUUGGAGAUUUACAAGCGAUGGUUCCGUCACCGGCUGGGGUUGGAGGUUCACCGCUCAUCCGAUGUUACCAGCACAUUCUCUUACUGAUAGCGGUUCAGAUCGCUACGUCUUGUCAUGUCCGUCAGUAGAGUUAGCGUGGCGAUUACUUGACGGUCCACUGCUUGCGGCGAUAUCCAAGGACCAUCAGUUGGCGCCAAGGUUGGCUCAAGCGUUGGCUAUAUGUGCUCAGAUGCCGUCUUUGUCAUGGCGAGCUCGCGUAUGGUGCGUCCGUCGCCUCCGCGGCGUGGUCUGCGGCGGCAGUGGUUGCGGCGCCGGCGAGGGUGGGACGGGCGGCGCGCCCGCGCCUCCUGCACUACAACAACUGCCGCAACUACUGCACGCUCAGUACGAGCACGAGGAACCUGCGCUAAGGACCGGCUCGCAUUUAUUCCAUACGCAUUAUCUUAAGGAACUAGCCUGGCUCGCAUGUGGUCUUCGCAUGGACACUCGAGUCUGCGGCGGUCCAGAUUCAAUGCGUUGGUCGUGGUUCAAGCGUUACUGCCUCUGUUUACGCACAGCCGACGCACUCAUACGACGAUCUCCCUUACCCACUCCCUUCCUAGCAGACGUACGCAAGAGAUUGUCAGACCUCUGCGUGUACGAUGAAACUAGCGAACCGAAUUACCAGUGGGAAGAUAAUACCAAGUUCACGAAGCAACACGAUGAGCAACUCCUGCAUUGGGUUAACAAAGUGCAACGUCACUUGAUCAUAUUUAGCGGCAUCUCAUCAGUUGAAGUUGCCUCAAAUCCACAAUUGACCCUAUCUAACCUUAGACGGCCAGAAGACUGGUGCGGUUGGUGGGGCGGGGUGUUCCGAGGAUGCGCAGUGUACGGCUGGGGACACAACCACCGCGGCCAGCUGGGCGGGGUGGAGGGGGCCAAGGUACGGACCCCCACAGCCUGCCACGCACUCGCCGCACUCAAUCCUGUGCAGUUAGUCGGCGGGGAGCAGACCUUGUUCGCUGUCACACCCGAUGGAAAGGUUUAUGCUACUGGCUAUGGCGCUGGUGGCAGACUAGGCAUCGGAGGCAUCGACUCUGUCUCACAACCGACACUACUCGCCUCGAUUCAACACGUUUUUAUUGCAAAGGUCGCUUGUAACUCGGGAGGCAAGCAUUGUUUGGCGCUUUCCGCUGACGGCGAUGUGUACAGCUGGGGUGAAGGCGAAGACGGCAAGCUGGGGCACGGGAACAGAGUGAGUUAUGACCGUCCCAAGUUAAUAACAGCUCUGUCGGGUCUGGAAGUAGUGGCCAUUGCUUGUGGAGGCGCCCACUCUGCGUGUUUGACCGCUCGAGGGCGCAUCUAUACCUGGGGUAAAGGCCGGUACGGAAGAUUGGGACACGGGGACUCUGAGGACCAGUUGGUGCCGAAAAUGGUGGAAGCCCUAUCAUCGUACCGCGUGAUAGACGUCGCUUGCGGUUCAGGAGACGCACAAACUCUUUGUAUCACUGACGAUGACAAUGUCUGGUCUUGGGGAGAUGGUGACUAUGGGAAACUAGGCCGAGGUGGAUCAGAAGGCUGCAAGCUUCCAAUGCGGAUAGACUGUUUGAAAGGACUUCGUGUUGUCAAAGUUGAAUGCGGGUCUCAAUUCUCUGUGGCGCUGUGUCAAUGUGGAAGCGUUUACACGUGGGGCAAAGGAGACUACCAUCGCCUGGGACACGGCAGCUAUGAUCACGUAAGGCGUCCCAUGCGUGUCACAGGCAUGCAAGGGAAGACUAUCGUGUCUAUAGCUACAGGCAGUCUCCACUGCGUGGCGUGUACGGACACCGGUGAAGUAUACACGUGGGGUGACAAUGAUGAGGGACAAUUGGGAGACGGAACCACACUCGCUGCUCAAAGACCCAGGCUUUUGACAGCUUUGCAGGGUAAGCGUGUGACGAAGGUAGCUUGUGGCAGCGCGCACACGGUGGCGGUGUGCGUGGAGGCCCCGCGAGCGCCGCGGCCGCCGCCCGCGCCGCCACUCGAGUGCCAUCUACUCAGGGACCUGCCGCCGCUACUUACGUGCAACAGGCUGGUACUACUUCAUCAGUUUUCGGAGCUGGUUUGUCCGAACCUUCCGUUGUUGAUCCUCGACGGUCCCCUAGACCAAUUGAGGACUCUACUAUUCUACAGUGUCAAAGAAGCUGCGUUUAGAAAGGCGAUAUUAUCAACGAUGACUCGGGAACGGCAACACGGUCCAGUAGUGGAACUGUCCCGCGUGGCGGCACGUCGCGCCCGGCGGGGCGGGACGGGGCUGGCGGGCCCCGCCGGGAUGCGCUCCGUCUUCGGACAGAUGGUGGCACGACUACCUGUACUCACACAAGAAGCACUCGGAUUGCCACAACGUGUAUGGAAGGUUAAGUUUGUCGGUGAGAGUGUAGACGACUGUGGCGGUGGAUACAACGAGAGUAUCGCGGAGAUGUGCGAGGAGUUACAGAACGGGUCGCUCCCACUACUGAUGGCCACGCCCAACGGACGCGGGGACGCCGGCGCAUCUAGAGACGCAUUCUUAUUGAACCCCACCGCUAAUACCCCGCUACAUCUCAACUGCUUCCGAUUUCUUGGUGUAUUAAUGGGCAUCGCAAUUCGCACUGGCUCCCCGCUAUCCCUCUCUCUAGCGGAGGGAAUAUGGCGACAACUAGCUGGACAGCCACUGCGGCCGCAGGACCUGGCUGAAGUCGACAAAGAUUUCCUGCCUGCACUGCUGUGUAUUAGGGAUAUGACGCCUAAUAAUAAGGAACUACAAAACUUGGAGCUUCCAUUCUCGAUUCCAUCAGCGGCGGGUCACGAGGUGCCUCUGUCGACGCGACACAAGCGCGUCACGCCAGACAACAAGGACGAAUACGUGCAGCUCGCUCUGCAUUACAGACUUCACGAAUUCGACGAGCAAGUCCGCGCAGUCCGCGACGGUAUAUCCCGCGUGAUCCCGGCGCCAUUACUGGGGCUGUUCACCGCGGCCGAGCUGGAGACACUCGUCUGCGGCUCCCCCGACAUACCCGUGCAGGCACUGCGAGCCUCCGCCACUUACAAAGGUAUCGAGCCCAACGCGCCUCUAGUGCAGUGGUUCUGGGAGGUGAUGGAGGAGCUAUCUGGCAGCGAACGAGCAUUGUUCCUACGUUUUGUAUGGGGACGGACUCGUCUGCCCAGAGCGCCACAAGACCCUAGGCAAAGGGACUUUGUUCUACAGGUGUUAGACAAGUACCAACCGCCAGACCACUUCCUACCCGAGAGCUACACAUGUUUCUUCCUUCUCAAGAUGCCAAGAUAUUCGUGCAAGUCUGUUCUACGGGAGAAAUUACGAUACGCGAUCCACUUCUGCAAGAGCAUAGACACAGACGAGUACGCACGCGUAGCAUUGACUGCAGCUGAACGAGUGUCCUCGGAGGAAUCUGAUUCUGAAGCAGAUUUACCAACGCCGGUAGUGAACCCCCCACCUCUGUACUCACUGAGUAGAGCGCCUACGUGGCUCUGAGACCGCGCCGGUGGUCCUUGGACCAUACACGCGGACCUCGCGUUACUCGCCGCCCGACAAGCUUAGUCAAACUAAAAGUUGAUGUCAUCGGGCUGACGAGAUACCUAAAUGGAACUCCAAAGACAUUUCACCACGUGAUAGGCAGUGAAUCUUUGACUAUUUUCGAUACAUAUUGAAACAAUACGGAAAUAUAACCAGUGAAUAUUUAAGGUGUUCUAAAAAAGUUAUUUUUAUAUAACUUUACGCUUAGUGACAUUGAAAUAUGUAGCGGUUAUUGACAUAGGAAUAGUCAACUUCUGCCGAAAAGAAGAUAUGUGCUUGUAACGGCAUGUGUUUUCCUUUUGAAGCGUCCAGCUUAUGUUGUAUUAAAUGGGACGACUUUACAUUAAGAAUCUUCACCUUGCUUGUGCGCAUGAGCAUCCGAACCUAGUCUUCAUAAAUGUGUUACUAAGGUCACUGACACCACGCACUUGCAAGCUUAUCCUAAUCGUGUUGUUUAUACACGUCACAGGACAAAAGCUUCGUUAGCAUUUCACAAAAUUAUGACUGUUGCGUAUUAGCAACGUUCUUACUUCGAAUACUCUUAGAAAUUACUCGUUGUAAAUCAUGAUAUUUUAACCGUAGAAUAUUAUACUCGUAUGUUCACUGAUCAGUGAGACUUCCUUAUAUUGUACGUGCAAUAUAAUAUAAGUCAACGUUACAAUUACCGAAUCGGAUUUUUCAAUUCCAGCAUUCCAUCCAUAGCUUAGGUACCGAACUCGAGCAAUUUUCGUACUUAUGCAAAUGUGUUUAAGAAUUAUAAUUGUAUACAACGAUCGGCAACACUGCCACAUUCCAUUUUAACGUAUAUUGUAACGCUUCGUAAUCUCAUACUACCAUUUAGUAUUGUGUCCAAAAUCAGUCUUUUAUCUACUUUAUUAUCACCAUUUUUAUAUUGAAUAUCAGGGGCAAUGUAUUAAGCAAUAACAUGUGAAGCUAGAUAUAAAUCUGGUUUUGGACAUUUCAUAUUUUAAGGAAUGAAAAAGCCCCAAGGAAUGGCGAUAAAGCGACGGAAAGGAAUGUCUUGUAAUGCAUUGAACAAUAACUUAAAUGCUCGUACGACGAUGGAUGUAAUAUCUAUGUUCCUAAAUCCAAACUUAUAGUACGUUAGAAACACAAAAUUUGGGAUCAAUUCAGCAUUCUGGGGACAUCAGUUUCAUGGCUCUAAUAUGGAAAUGAAAAUGACAGUUUUCCUUAAACUCGAAUAAUUUCACGAUCAAUUUGAAACAUUAUACUUUGAAAUAAAAAGAAAAAGUUAUCAUACAGUGAAAGAACCAAAAUAAACACAAAUUGACUGACUGAAGCAUGGAACUGUGAAUACUGUGAUGUUAUUGGCCGACGAGGGUACGAAUGUCUUAGAUAGGAUUUGUAAGUAAUGCAUUUCGCAGAUCAAACAUUUUAAACUAGUCACUUACCGCAAUUUGUAUGUAGUAUUGCCAGCAUGAUAUUUUAUGCGCAUCAAUAUACGACAACGUAGUCAGAAUGCUGCUUGGGUUUUAAUAAUGUAGUGUAUAAAAUACAUUUUUACAUCUAACAUGUUGCCAAUUAUUACUAUUAUUAAAUAAGUAAUUGGGUUCAUAAUGCAGGGUAAACAACUGACAACACUGCAUUUGAAAUGGCAACCCCUAACCAGUAUUGCUAUAAAUAUGAAAUGUAUUUUUGCAUUUUAAAAUAAUAAUCGUAGAAUCAAAGUUGUUACUAAAGCAAUAUUUUGUAUUGCGUAUACAAUUUAUUUUUGGCAAUAUAAAGGGUCUGUUUGACUGUUCUUACACAUAGUUAGGAAUCAAUCUACAUAUUCAUUAUCAAAUUCGGGAAGACACCCUAGGUCAAACUAAACUUCGUGAAUUAUUAAGUUAUAUGUUUAUAAAACCUAUUAUCUCCAACUUUAAUUAAGUAAACAAUAAUUUCACGAAAUAGUUGCUUCGCUAGUGUUAUUAAUCGGUAGGCUUUUGGUGCUAGAAUUUCACGAUUAGUCUUAAAUUUUUAUACUGAAAUAUAUAAAUGCACAAAUGAUUAUAAAAUUUAUGUAAAGUUCUGCUUUAUUGUCAUAUUGUUUGAACAAAUUAUGUGUUGUAUUUUAAUUAUUUCUGCUAUAAUAAUAUAUUUGGUUGUUAAGUAAUUUGUAAAUAUAUGUUAUUUCGUCUAUAUACUUUUACAUUCAAAUUACUCAGUUCAUUGAAAUUCCCAUUGUGCCUACAUUUUCCAUUUGUAGUCUGGUUUUGUAUCAUCCUGUAGAUCAGACAUUGUACCACCAAAGAAUUUUUAUUUAAGAGAAACAAGAAUUAUUUACUUUUGAGAUCUGAAACUAAAGCUUUCUUUGUGAUCUAUCCUAUGCAGCAUUAUUUAUUUUAAAUGGCUAUAGAAUUAUAAAUACAAUAUUAAUUUUAAUUAUGUGUUUUAUUUCUGGUUCUUAAUUUCCAAAGAAUACUAUAGUCAGGCACUGAAAUGUAGCAGAAUGAAUACUGUAAAAUUCCUUGAAUGUUUUCUUAAAAGUUUGUUAUUAGAAAAAACAAAAGUAAUUAAUUUUUAAAUGAAAUUCAAAAGAGAGUUCACAUGAUUUAUUUUCUAUAUAACUUACAUGUUGCCCUUAAGGAAAUUAAAUGUACUAAUAUGAUCACAAAUGAAAACCAUAAUAUGCGAAUUACUUCUUCGACUUAGGUUUAAGGGUGAAGUAUAGGAUCACUGCGCCCAUGACUGCAUAAGUUGCUUUGGCAGUCUGAAACAAAGAUUAGAAAACCUUUAUACAAGACUAGUUUUGUCAUUUGAUGAUUUUAAGGGUAAUCAUUUUAAUAAAAGAUGCAAGUGGUGAGUUGUCAUUCGACAUGGAGGACCAAGGGGAGGCCUUUGUCCAGCAGUUGUCUUUCUUGAACGUCUUUCGGCUGUUGCUGAUGAUGAUUUUUAUAAAAAGAAUUAUGGUUUUAAACUCUUAAAUAGUUACAAAUAAUGCAAGUAAAAUUAUUCUAAGUACAAACUACAAGAUACAUUGGAUGCACAUCAAAUAGCCAAUCAGUCAAUAUAAUUUUUAGACAAGACUUGAUGAUGUCUACAUAUUAAUUACAGAACGUGCUUUACUUAUAAUAAUUGCGUUUAUUUCGCCAAGUAAGACUAAUUAGGAAUCCAAUAGGAAUCACCAUAGUAAGAACAUUUUACGUACUUAACCUAUAAGGUUUGCGAUCUUUUUAUAGUUUGUAAAAUAGUAUAAAUGAGUACUCACGUUAGCUCUGCCCCUGUUUGUUUGGCUGUUGAAAUAUUUGGACAAGCCCUUAAGCUGGGAUUCGUCGACAGAACUGUCUCCGGCCAUUCUACAAUAAAAU